Mycena indigotica is the source of this 2841-nucleotide messenger RNA. Its product is annotated as DNA mismatch repair protein. The record is from RefSeq and is a predicted model, not a curated record. Bases 1 to 2841 code for a protein of 946 amino acids. Gene Ontology annotation, cellular component: nucleus. The transcript has 22 exons. Lineage: Eukaryota; Fungi; Basidiomycota; Agaricomycetes; Agaricales; Mycenaceae. Gene Ontology annotation, biological process: mitotic recombination; mismatch repair. Gene Ontology annotation, molecular function: ATP-dependent DNA damage sensor activity; mismatched DNA binding; ATP binding.
AUGAAAAAGCAAAGCGCUAUGACUUCGCCCUCCAAAAUACCGCUCUUAGCCAGCUCAGAUAUUUCUGACGAGAGCGAGCCUGACUCUGAACCGGACCCCGACCGAAAAUUCAACGAGAUGUCCAAAUUUUUCAAUGAAGCGAGACAGGCGAAAGGCAAAGGAAAGGCCAGCGCAAAAAAGAAAGCAACUGCAGAGGAAUUGGGUCCGAGUGGCAAACGUUAUACUCCACUUGAGAAACAGGUUCUAGCCUUCAAAAAGAAGUACCCAGGCUCUGUGCUCAUGAUAGAGGUUGGAUACAAGUACAGAUUCUACGGGGACGAUGCCAAGGUGGCAGCAAAGGAGCUGGGAAUGGGAUGCUAUAUGAAGGGCAAUUUUCUCCUGGCCUCAAUACCCAUACACAGAGGUAACAUUCACAUGAAGAACCUCAUUAAUCUGGGCUAUAAAGUUGGCAUCAUCAGUCAAAUCGAGACCGCUGCACUGAAGAAGGCGGGCGACAACCGUAACACAGUGUUUGAACGAGACUUGACGUCGCUCGUCACCGCGACGACUUUCGUGGACGAGUUGGAUACCUCGGACGAGUCUGAUGAAUAUUCCUCACCACGGCUUGUGUGUGUCGUCGAACAAGACGAAUCUCACAUUGCUUUCAUUUGCGUUUCUCCCAGUGAUGGUGAAGUCAUUUGGGACAUGUUUGAUGACACGCACCUGAGGAUUGAACUUGAGACCCGAAUGGCUCAUCUCAAACCACACGAAAUGUUGAUCCCACGCAAAAUCUCCAAUUCUUCAGAGCAAAUGCUUCGCCACUUCAUCGAAGAAACAUCUUCGAUGGUGUCGCGUUCCCGACUGGAGUAUGUUGAAGAUGUGUUCGACUACAGCGAGGCUUUUGACUAUAUCACCCAAACCUCUCGGCAGCGAGCUGACUCAGGUCUUCUGAUAGCAGCCAUUACCGACCUACCCAAGCCCGUCGUUGUCGCCCUCGCAUGCUCGAUUCGACAUUUGACUUCGUUCAACCGGGCUGCUCCCUUGAUGGAAGCCCAAUUCUUCAACAGAUUCACUUCGCAAGCAAAAAUGCAUCUGGCUGCGAACACGCUCUCAAACCUCGAAAUCUUCCAGAAUGAGACAGAUCACACUGUCAGAGGAUCCCUUGUAUCUAUAUUAGAUAAUACUCGAACUCGGUUUGGGAAGAGAAUGCUGAAAAGUUGGAUCGGAGCUCCCUUGGUCGAUAAAACGGCGUUGCAAGAGCGUAUCGAUGCUGUGGAAGAAGUAAAGCUCGGCCCCUCUCAGCUGUUUCAUCUCCGCCAAAUUUUGAAAACACUUCCUGAUUUGGCGAGAGGACUUUGUCGCAUUCAGUACCGCCAGUGUACCCCGUCUGAACUGGUCAGGCUGCUUCAAUCGUUCCACAAAGUUGGGACAGCAUUCCAAUCCGUGCCGUCUGCCUCCCAAGUUGGUUUCAAAUCUAUGCUACUCAAUCGCAUCAUAUUCGCCUUGCCGCCUUUGGAACAACCUACGCGACAACUUUUGAAUGAACUUGAUAUCGCAGAAGCGCGGAUGGACCACAAAGAUCGCAUGUGGGCAGAUGCGAAUAAGUUUCCGCAGCUGGAGGAACAUGCCAUGGCAUUGGGAACUGUUGAAGAAGAGCUCAAAGACGAACUACCUCGAAUCCGCGAACUACUCCGGAUUCCAGGCCUUGAAUUUACUGCCGAUGACCAGUACCUUGUCGAGGUUCCCAAGACGCACAAGAAGCAUGUUCCAGACGACUGGCCAGUCCCGACCUCUGCCACAAAGAAAAUCGAACGUUAUCAUUCGCCUGUUGUUGCAAGAAAGCUGAUCGAGAGAGCGCGGUGGAGAGAGUCUUUGGCCAUUGAAUCCAAACGCGCCUUCCUCGCUUUCUUGGACGAAGUCUCGCAGCACUAUGCGAUCAUGAGACACGCAGUCCAGCAGCUUGCAACCGUAGACUGUCUGUCCAGUCUAGCCCAGGUCGCGCUCGACGGCAACUACGUUAAACCAACGUUCUUGGAUGACGGUGACGGGCUCGAAAUAGUCGAUGGCCGCCAUCCGAUGAUCGAGGUGUUGCGUUCGGACCCAUUUGUUCCCAACUCUAUCUCGUUUUCUUCCAGCUCGUCUAAAAUCAUCACUGGGCCAAACAUGGGCGGCAAGAGCUCGUCUGUGAGAAUGAUUGCCCUCAUUGCGAUCAUGGCACAGAUUGGAAGCUAUUGUCCCGCGUCGUCGGUAAAAUUGUGCAUGUUCGACUCGGUUCUGACGCGGAUGGGUGCCUACGACGAAAUUUCUCGAGGAAGAUCGACGUUUAUGGUCGAGCUUACGGAAACCAGCGAGAUUUUGCGUGCAGCGUCGCCUCGGAGUCUGGUGAUUCUAGACGAGCUAGGCCGAGGCACUAGCACGUUUGACGGUAUGGCCAUCGCAGACGCAGUUUUGGAGCACCUGGUAACUUCGACCCGCUGCAACACUCUCUUUAUCACCCAUUAUCCCCUCGUGGCGAGCAACUUGGAAAAGAAGUUUCCUCAACGAGUCGAAAACCUUCAUGUAGGCUAUUGUUCGGAUUUGCGCUCGAACGGCAAGAGGGAGGUGACCUUUUUGUACCGUUUGGAGGCCGGGAUCGCUCCAGAUUCCUUUGGCGUCGAAUGUGCAAGACUUGCCGGGCUCCCUGAAUCGAUCUUGGAGCGGGCUGCUUCCCAGUCACAAGCAAUGGAAAAACUCGUCGCGAACCGGACUCGUCAGAACUUGGCCCAUAAACGACUGCUGCUCCUCAAGGACCUAUUGGCGGAUGGAAAAACUAGACUGGAACGGACAACGGCACUGGCCACUCUCAAAUCUCUCGCGCUAUAA